ACAUACCAGAAAAGGCAGCGCUUGAAGAGAAAGGCAGAGUUUAAGAGUUUGUGGAUACAAAACCAAAAUGAACAAAACAAACUUGUUGGAUUUUUUUAUCUUUGGGAUGGUUUCCAUUCUUAUAACAGGCUCCAGAUGUGAGGCGAUACACAGUGAAGUAUUUGCUGCAGAAGGCUCGGAUGUUGUACUACCCUGUAAAUACCCUGCAAUACUGAUCAGCAGUCCACCUGCGAUUGUCUGGAGUCAUAAGGAGAAAGGCACUAUUUGGAGGAAGGAACGGAGCGGUCUGGAAUACCGCGGCUCUCGAUGGUCCCAACGUGUGCAGUGCCCCCACCUCCAGCUUGAUAGUGGCACAUUCAGCAUUCAGAUAAACAACGUGACAGAGGACGAUGUUGGACUUUAUUCCUGUAAAGUGGACCUUAGAAACCAAAUGAUUGAAAAGCAGGUCAUGCUCAGACUUAUUAAAGUGUCCUUUUCUCCACCGGCUCCCCUCUCUGGAAGCAACACUCAACUGUCUUGUGCUUUGAAACCUUGGCGUCAUGGCGUCUCUGUGGAGUGGAUGUUAAACAACAAUCCAUAUUUGCCUCAGGCUAAAACCGGCUUGCACGGCGACAAAGUUUCAAGGGUUUUAAGAGUCACCGAGAAAGAGAGCGGAACCUGGACCUGCGUCGUGACGUACAAAGGAGAAAAGGGCCAAGCUUCAGCAGCUCUGGAUGUGAAAGGAAUCAUCCAACCACCCAAAGAUAACGCCAAGGUUUACGCUACUGUGGGGUCUCCGGUCACUCUCCCCUGUGUGUUUUCCUCUGGUUUAAGAACUUUGAGCGCAGGCUGGGAGAAAAUCAAUCCUGUGUCUCCAUCCACCCGCGAUCUCCAACUGCUUUCUUUGGCUUCGUCCUCACCUGAUCGGCUCCGCUGGGAUAGGUCUAUCCGUAUUAAUGAGGUCACAUACGAGGACGAAGGAAAGUACAGCUGUAGUGGGAAUGUAGGACAGCAAAGGCUGACUCGGACUUUGCAGCUCGUUGUUGCUAAAAUCGUCCGCUUAAAGCAAAAAUACUCAACGGAGCUGACCUGCCAGCUGAGCGAUGCAAGCGAGGUCACCGAAUACGAGUGGGCUCAUGUGACCUACGAUGAAAAUGGCACCGCGGUUGUGGGGUCCAUCCAGAAGGGAAAGGAUAUAAUCAUUACCGACGGGUCAGAGGAGAGCUGGGGCGAAUGGACAUGUAGUUUCUAUGGGCAAGAUGGCCUUUUGGGGAAUGUGACAUACAAUACUCAUCUGAUGAGUGGUCUGAGCGGACAGAAAUCCUCAAGCGCAUCAAAUAACACCGCCACAGUGGUCGGCCUCAGCUUUCUCCUCAUUGUUCUGCUCCUCAUUGUGGCUCAGAUGUACAAGAACCACCAAAGGAGGAAAAGGAUCUUUCAGUAUCCCGCCCUGGAGACCAUUGUUCAUACCAUCUCCAACGAGCGGGAGGAGAGAGAAAGGAACCGGGAGAAAAUCUAAGGACACAUAAAAUUCGAGGCUUCGCUGGAAGAAUUUCAGAGCACUAAAUUGAAGCAAAAUCUCUUGCCGCCUGCAAUAUGUUGAGAGACUCUUGUUUACACAGAUUUUGUAAAUAUUUUCAGAGCAGAUACUGUAGCAAUGCUGUUUCAUUCGAACAAAAAUGAAAUGCACUAUAUCCUGUGUUUCAGCUGUGCAUGUUUUAAACUGUUGUAUGUGUGACGAUUUACAUUUGCUUUUAAAUGACAAACUGAGAACAAACUGCUUGACAAAUAAAGAGCAUUUAACAGAAAUACAUCGAUUUUUGUUUAUUACACGUAUGCACAGUCGAAUUAUUGUUGGUCAGUGGCAGAGAACUAUUGGUGCUCGUAUAAAUAAAAUACACAGCAACUUAGAAAAUAAGUUUCAGUAUUUAC
This is a messenger RNA of Pundamilia nyererei, 1911 nucleotides long. RefSeq names its product lymphocyte activating 3 (gene lag3). The transcript is spliced from 8 exons. Gene Ontology annotation, biological process: T cell activation; interleukin-15-mediated signaling pathway; positive regulation of ERK1 and ERK2 cascade. The record is from RefSeq and is a predicted model, not a curated record. NCBI's taxonomy places the organism in Eukaryota, Metazoa, Chordata, Actinopteri, Cichliformes, Cichlidae. Gene Ontology annotation, molecular function: protein tyrosine kinase binding; MHC class II protein binding. Bases 68 to 1498 code for a protein of 476 amino acids. Gene Ontology annotation, cellular component: external side of plasma membrane; membrane raft.